AUGGCUGUUUCUAACAUUUCAUUUGGAGUUUUGACUACCAUUAUUGCCGUCAUUGGUGCCACCUUUAUGCCUUUGGCUCAUGGACAAUCAUUAGCUCCUUCUCCAUCACCCACGAGCGAUGGCACUGCAAUUGAUCAAGGAAUUGCUUAUAUUCUAAUGCUUGUGGCAUUGGUGCUCACAUACCUUAUUCACUGA
Dovyalis caffra is the source of this 195-nucleotide messenger RNA. The record is from the annotation of a GenBank genome assembly. Lineage: Eukaryota; Viridiplantae; Streptophyta; Magnoliopsida; Malpighiales; Salicaceae.